Molecule: messenger RNA, 1988 nt
Organism: Meloidogyne enterolobii
Lineage: Eukaryota; Metazoa; Nematoda; Chromadorea; Rhabditida; Meloidogynidae
Source: the annotation of a GenBank genome assembly
UUUUUUUACUAUUUUGUCCUCUUUUUUUUCAUCAAUUUUUUACAGCUUUCCUCAUCUUCAAACAAACAAAAAAAUUUUAUAUGCGUAAAGAUGUGACAGUCCCAAAAAUACUGGUUUUUUACUUUCCUAUCGAGGACUUUCUACACAUCAUUGUUGUUAUUGUUCAUUGUUUCCCGCCUAAUCUCUCCACGACUCCACACUUUCCCACGUUUUUUGUAUAGUUUUUUUUAACUUUUUUAAAACUAUUUUUCUAUUUUUUAUUUGGUUUUGUAUACAUUUAGUUUUAUUUUGUUAAAUUUUUUGGUUUAAAAGCAUUUGGUCAUAAAUUUUAUUUAGAUUGAACCUUUUAAAUAAAGCCAUAUGUUAUGUGGUCAUUGGCCACAAAUUCCUUGAUGGUUUUUAUUACACUUUAUUAAACUCCCCAAAUAUCUAACAUAAUAUUGGGGUCUUUCUUUUAACAAAAAGCGUAGAAAUAAGCAGUUUUAUCUCAAAAUUCUCUAUUCUCAACGACUUUAACAAAGUUCCUUUUUUAUUUUCGCUUUCACUAUCAUUCGCUCAAUCAUUCUUGUCAUUUUUUUAUCAUUUUUAUAAUUAUCAUCAUAUAUUAUUAGUUCAGGAUAUACUCAACUAUCUCUCCAGUUCACUGCGUGUGUUAAACAAAUAUUUUUCUAGGAGUUGAUCUUUUGAAUAUUGCAGUUAGCUAGUACCCGUUGUUUUUCUAACAAAUCCCGCGCCCAUUUAGUAGAAGAAACUCGCUGGCAAAUAAUAAAGAAAACAAAAAAGCAUUAAGUGAAAAGGGAAAAGCAUUCCCCACAAAUCCGAUAUCCAUAAGUUUUUUUAUUCUGCGUUCUAAUUCUUGCAUCAUAAUUGACACUUCAUUCCAAAAUUUUGCUUUCUUGCUAAUUAUUUUUUUCCGUUUCCUCAUUAUCAGAGUCACCCCAAAAUACCUACAAAUUUUUAAAGCGAAUAUCGAAGGAUUUAGAGGGAUUAUGGGGGAUAAAUACACUAUUCAAUGAAGUUAAGUACCCGGUCUGCAUUUUAGAACCAAUGUUACCGCUAUCAUAACUAUGGGUGGGUUCUCUAUCCCCUUCAAUCACACUAAAUCCAUCGAUAUCCGCUUAAUCCCUCCAAAUCCCUCGAUAUUUCCUUUUGAUAUUCUCUUUCAAAAGUUGUAGGUCUUUAGGAUUGACACCCAUUAUCAACCUAAAAAUCCCCAUUUUUGACACCCAUGUAAAUAUUAUUCACAUACUUAUGACCCUGUUUCACCUAAAAAAAUUUUAUUGCCAUUGAUCGCCACGAUUAUUCUUUUUUAAAUAAAAUACGUGUGGAAAGAAUUGGCUCUUUUUUCUCGUACAAAACGAAUACAAUGCUUUCCUUUGCUUAUCUUUGUUCCCUAAAAUUUUAAAUUAGUUUUUGGUCCUAUAACAAGAGAAAUGAACAAUAAGUAGACUUUUCGGGGCAUUUCUGAAGAAAAAUUGAAAUUUUCAAAUAAAUCAAUUCGUUUGGCAUUCGAUUUCUUUUCGUUCACAAUGCCAAAAAUUUUACUAUAAAAGAGAUUAAACUUUUUCAUUUGAAACUUAUCUGUCUUCGGUCCUAAUUUUUCAUUUAUUGAUUUAUUUAAUUUUGCGAGAUAAUGAGUUUUUCAAAUUUCUAAAUUUUUCUAAUUAAGCAACUCGUUAACACUCACUCGUGUUCUAAACAAUAACAAUAUGCCAGAUUGUCCUACUUGUAACCGCCCAGUCUAUUUUGCCGAACGUGUUACUUCCAUUGGGAAGGACUGGCAUCGACCAUGCCUUCGCUGCUACAAUCAAGCAUGUAAGAAGACGCUCUCCGCUGGUGGUCAUUCUGAACACGAAGGCAAGCCUUAUUGCAAUCGCUGCUAUGGAGCAUUGUUCGGACCUCGCGGCUACGGUCAUGGUGGAGUUGAGUCGCACGUCUUCUUGGGCGGUACUACUGGAGGUACGAGGGCUUCAGUAACAGGCCAAUAA